CUUUCUUCUUUUUCCCUGUCUCUCCAUUUCGCUUGAUUUUCACAAUCUCCGCCAAAUCUGAUGCUCUACCACCCAAAUCUCAGUCACAUUACCUAAUUCCAGACCUAACAUAUCGUGUUCUGCUCUCUAGUCUCCCAUCUCACUUCUCUCGUGUCGGAAAAUCUCAGUCUUCCUCACCAAAAAAUCCUGCAAAACCUGCAAUUCAGCUUCCCAGUUCACUCGAUUUAGACUAACACACCUUUCCGAGUUGACCAUUGACCUCGCAAUCCAUACGCUUUUCCGAGUUCGCGAAGAAAUCCCACUGAGCAAAGGGAUAUUUCGUUUCAGAUUAAGUGUUUCUGUUACAGAUCAAUUUAGCGAAAAGAGAAGACAAUCUAUAAGGUCCAAAUGCAGCUGCUGUAAUGGUGACCUCCGUAUCAGUCAUAGAAGCAUCUGUCUGGCGACCAACUCCAACUAUUGUUACGCUUAAACAGGCGGUAGGAGUUAAAAUCGCAUGGCCCUGUGAGAAGAUAAAAUUGGACGAGGAUGAUGACUUAACCCAACCUCCAGAUACUGUCUGAUCAGAGGUAAAUUACUACUGCUUUUGUGUCCCUCUAAAUUCAUAUAAAUUACUUUAACUAUUAUAGCUUGCAUAUUUAUAUAUGUUCAUGAAUCAUUAACAAACGGAUGGAUCAGUUGGAAGAGUUCAAAUUUAUGAGUAUUGGAAUGGAGGUGAUGAAUUAAUAGCUCAGGGUAAGUUGUUGUCAACUGACCCUAAAAAAAUGGUGAACGAAAUUCCACUGGGACCAAAUGCUGCAAUUGUUACGGUCGAGAUGGUGGUUAAACCUGGAGCUUAUUUAUGGAGACCAAGCCCUGCAAUCUCUUUGAUGAGUGAUGCACUAAAUCGGACCAUCGCAUGGCCUAUUGAUAGGUUACGCCUACCAGAUCCACCUAUAAUGGAUGAAUCAAACAGAAAGUCAUCUGAGAGUGGUAGUCCCAGCACUGGUAGUAGUGGCAAAGGUGGUAAACAGAAGUGCGUUCUGUUAGAUAUUGAAAAUUCUGGUGCGAGAGUUGCAGUAGGUCGUGUGUUUUCAACAGAUCCAACCGAGAAUGUCCAUUUUGUCCCUUUAGGUCCAAACGCUACCAAGGUCUGGGUAGAGAUUUCGAAGUUUGAUGAUGCACGAGUGUGGAGAGCCAAUUCUGAAGUUGAAUGCAUAGCUGAUGCAGUAGGAUCUACAUUGGCGUGGCCUAAUGACAAGAUUAUAUUCAUGUGAGACUAGUAUGAAACAUUUGGACUUAAGCUUGUGUUGAGUUUGUUGUAGUGACUAAUAAUAUGUCGAACUUGA
Eutrema salsugineum is the source of this 1325-nucleotide messenger RNA. RefSeq lists its product as uncharacterized. The record is from RefSeq and is a predicted model, not a curated record. The transcript has 5 exons. The coding region runs from base 762 to 1253 and encodes 163 amino acids. NCBI's taxonomy places the organism in Eukaryota, Viridiplantae, Streptophyta, Magnoliopsida, Brassicales, Brassicaceae.